AUGAGGCUCCAAAGACUGAGAUCAAAGAUCUGCAAGAAGAAAAAAAGAAACUCAAUGAACAAGGCGAUAAUUCAGAAGAUAAUCUUGAAUGUAUUUAUGUUUUUCAAGAAGUGUGAGCAAGCCGAGUGGACUCAUGAUUCUACUCCGAUUACUUGUUGCAUUAUUUAUACUGCAAUCAAACCAGCCUAUAGGCUCAAUGUUCCACGAGUAUUGUUACCCUACCACCCAACUGUGCCAGUUUCAUUCGUUUUGGAAGUAACUCAUCCCACUGGAGGAUGCUUCUCUUGGAGAUCCACCCGUCCGGAUAUUGUAUCCGUCAAAAGCAUAGUCACAUCGGAUGCAGGAUGCUCUGAUAAGGCCGAAAUCCGCUCUGUUGCCAAGCCAGGAAGCGUUGGAAGUUCUGAACUUUCUGCAGUUAUUUUUGCAGAAGAUAAAGACAACAACGAGGUGCUAUUUGUCGAUGCUGCGCCGGCACGAAUGACUGUUGAUGCGUUCAAUGCUGACGGUGAUCGCUUUUCAACUCUCAGCGAACUCGCUUUAGAAUGGGAGCUCUCUUCAACAUCAUCCAAUAAAGCCAAACCGCUUCGAAUCGUUCCGUUUGAACAGUCAACUUACGAAGCUCCGUCAGAGAUUGUGAAAUUGGAAAAGAAUAGAAAGAAAGGAUACUUGAUUUUGAUUGAAGGAGUUGGGACUGGAACCGCUACGUUGACUACCAAGUUCAGCGAUGCUUACUUGCAGAAAGUUGCUGCUCACAAUGUUGAACUAGCAGUUGUUGCUAAUCUUCUACUGGUUCCAUCUCAAGACAUUUACAUGCCUGUUCACUCUGUCAUUCCAUUCCAAGUUCUCAUUGUUAAGCAGCGCGGUACCGAAGUGGUCAAUAUGCCAAAUCCAUCUUACGAGCUGAAAAUCGACGGGGUUGAUGUCGCAUCACUCGACAAAGCUACCUCAUCUGUAAGAGCUUUAUCAACAGGAAACACUGCUGUGCACCUUCUUAGCAGUCACGUUGAUGUUCGUGCCAAGGCAGGUCUCCGCCCUCCUUCAACUGUAAUCCAUGUUGUGGACGCCGAAUCCGUUCAAUGGCACGUUUCCGGAGAAAAUUGGAUGCUUGAAACGGGAAAACAGUACACCAUCAAUGUUGAACUGCUGGACGAACACGGAAACGUUAUGUUUGUAUCUGAUAACUCUCGAUUCGACACUCGAGUGGAUGAAAAUGUUCUUCGUGUUGACUUCAAAUCAGAAAAUGGCACAUGGCUUCUCGUAACACCAUUGAAGCCAUCAAAGACAACUCUUCAUACCAAGUUUGUCGCUAUCAUUGAUGCUAAUGGAAAAACCAUCUCCCAAAGUGGGAAAAUUGGCGGAGAGCAGAGAGCAACUAUCGUGGAUGCUGUGAGGAUCGUACCACCAGUCAUUUACUUGCCAUUUGUCACCGAAAAAAGAUCACAAAUUGAUUUGACAGCCACCGGUGGAAGUGGCUUAUUCGAUUGGUCUUCUGAAGAUGAUCAUAUUGCUACAGUUGAUUUAACUUCUGGAAGAUUGACUGCCAACUCGCUAGGAAAUACAGUUGUACAGGCUACUGAUAAAAGAAACGAGCAACUGAAGGAUCGAGCAAGCGUUCACGUUCUUGAAGUAUCAGGAAUUGGAUUCGGCGAAGCAGUACGCGAAACGUUCGUCGGAGAGAAUCUUGAGCUAAAUAUCAAAGCAACCGGCCUCAAUUCCGAUGGAGUACUUGUGGAAAUGUCCGACUGCCGCAAUAUUCGUGUUCAUGUUCAGUUAUCAGACAGUGCUCUUCUUCGACACGAAUCUAAUGUCGAUUCUCAUCUUCCAAAAGUUGGAACCGGUUGUGGAACUAUUUCUCUCAAAGGAUUAUCUUCUGGAGAUGCACGUGUUACCGUCAGCUACUUGGGACACAAGGCGAGCGUUGAUGUUGCUGUCUACGAAAAGUUGAAAAUAUCCGAAGACUCGGCCGCCAUCGCUCUUGGCAGUUCACAUCAUUUGGUUAUUAAUGGAGGACCACGGCCCUGGAUUCUGGAUCCUGCCAAUUUCUACAAACGGAGAGAAACUUUAGAUAAGAAAUACGUUGAUGUCACUUUCGAAAAUGAGAAGGUCGUUUUCAAAUGCGGUUCUUCUGAAAUGACGGAAUCUGUUCGUGUUCGUGUCGGAAAUCAAAAGUCAUCCACCCUUCCUCUUCCUAUUCAUUCUGAUAUCACCGUCUCGAUUUGCUGUGCUAAACCAACUCGUCUAGAAAUCUCUGAAAACAAACCACGUCUACCGAAGUGUCCUCUAAAUGUGCAUUCAAUGCUCUCGGAAUCUGAAAAAGAACUUGUGCUUCGAGGAUCUGGAGCUUGUAAUGGAGUCGUCACACCACUUGCAUCUAUCAAUGGACUCUCGCCGAAAUGGACAACAUCCGAUUCCUCGCUCUUGAAAAUCAGACGUCAGGGAAUUCAAAGUGAAGUUGCUGCAGGAAAGAAAGAAGGAUCAGUAACUGUGCAAGCCCAUGCAGGAUCAUUAUCGGCCAAAUACGAAGUCACAGUCACUCAUGGAAUCAGAAUCGAACCAGCCCGACUGAUUCUUUGGAAUGAAGAUAUUUCAAAAGGAACUUUCACAAUUGCCGGUGGUUCAGGUCAUUUCCAUGUAGACAAUCUCCCAACACAUAACACUCCUGUCGCUGUAUCUCUUCUCUCUCGAAGUUUGACAGUAACACCAAAAAACAAUGGAGAAAUCAGUAUAAGAGUUACGGAUUCAUGCUUGGUUGGACAGUAUGCUGAUGCUUCAGUCAAAAUCGCUGAUAUUCAUUCCCUGGCUAUUGAUGCUCCACAAUACGUCGAAAUUGGUCAAGAAGUUGAAGUCGAGAUUCUUGCACAAGACGAGACAGGCGCAUCAUUUGAAAGAGAGCAUCGUCCUCUAGCUGAUGCGCAGCUUGAUGUUAGCAAUCAGCAUGCAGUACUGACUAAAGUUGAUGGCCUUCGAUACAAACUUCGUGCCAACUCCAUAGGAAGUGUAUCUCUGUCCGCUACUUCGAAGUCUUCCUCUGGACGUGUUCUCUCCUCUCGCCUGCACACCGUUCAAAUCUUCUCCCCAAUUUUCCUUCAACCGAAAAGACUUACUCUCAUUCCGGAUGCUAAAUUCCAGUUGGAAGUGGUUGGAGGUCCUCAACCAACUCCACCACUUGAUUUCUCAUUAAACAACUCAAUGAUUGCAACUAUCGAACCAAAUGCUCUAAUCACUUCUUCUGAAAUUGGAUACACUUCAAUCACAGGUACUGUUCGUGUUGGAGACGGACAUGUCACAAAAGAUUCCGUGGUUCUUCGUGUCGCUUCACUCGGAGGAAUUGUUUUGUCAGCGUCGAGUCACAAAGUGGAAACUGGUGGAAGAGUUAAUUUGAGAUUGAGAGGUAUCUUUGCGGGUGCCGAAGACGAAGAACCGUUCGCUUUUGGAGGAGCAAUCUAUCCGUUCAAGGUCACUUGGAGUGUCUCUGACCCAUCUAUCAUUUCAACCACACAUCCACUUGGUAGCGAUGUUGUCGAACCUGCUGAUAACCAAUUUGCAAUUUGGUUCGAUGCGAUUCGUAGUGGGUCCGUUACAGUGAAGGCUGUUGUUACCUUGAAUGAGAAAGCGAGAAAGCACUUUGUUGGAAGAAGUACCAGCUUCACAUCUGAAAUAACGGUGACUGUUGAAGACGCUCUUUCGUUGGUGCAUCCAGAAAUGGCUGUGAACUCUGUUAGAGUUGCUCCGAAUUCUCAACUAAAGAUGCAAACAAUCUGGUCUCAAGCUGCUUUCUCUGUUCCUUUGGAAUUCUCAAACCGAAUUUCGAUCUCCUCUGAAGGUUUUCUUAGAACGAAUGGAAAGGAAGGAUCUGCCGCCGUUGCAGUGCGAAAACUUAAUAGCCCAGACAAUGAGACUGUGCUUAUUCCAGUUACAGUAUGUCCCACCAAAAUAGUUGUUACAUCAAGGUUAUUGACCAUUUUUCAGGUGUCUCGUGUUGCUUCUUUUGAUAUCUACCCUACCACAGAAUUGAAAAGCGCAUUCGAGAAUUCUCCAAUCGUUCAUCUGCCCGUCGGAGCUCAAAUUCAACUGAAUGUCGUCCCACGGGAUGCUCGAGGACGACGCCUGGCUGCAGCAUCAAACAGCAUAAAUUUCAGACCACACAGAUUCGAUUUGACCGACAUUGUGGCUACGAAUAACAAUUUGACAUUGACGAUUACAUUAAAAACUGCUGGAGAUACUGUACUCCGAAUUGGAGAUGCUGCCAACAUCCACAUUUCUACUUUCAUUCGUCUCUCUGCUUCAGAGUCUAUACUUCCUCGUUCUGCGCAUAAGCACGCUGAAGAUCUUGUCGUCUCUGAUGUUAUUUGUCUUCAAUCGAACAUCCUCACCGGAGAUGGGGCUCAUUGGUCUUCUCAAAGCUCAAGUGAAGGAAGAAUUAAUUGGUUAAAUGAACAUCUCGGAGUAGCUCAACUCGCGAAAGCUGGCAAUGCCUUUGUCAAAUUGCACACCAGCCAGCAGACGAUCCAUUCGAAGAUUUCGGUCCUGUUGCCUUCGUCUCUUCGUUUCCCAGAGCAGCAUCCAGAUUUCGUCAGCAACGAUGAGCAUUCAGUUUUUGUCAUUCCAGUCACCGCCACCACCAAUAACACUUCUAGGAACAAAGUUUCGUCCAUCUACGGAGAAUGCAAUGCUGACCAGAUUCGAUCGUUUGACACAAUCAGUGCUCCAUUCGGAUGCCAAGUUUCUUUCGUUCGAAAAUCGAAGCAUGUUUUGUCUGCUGUUAACUGGCUUACUGCGUCCGCUGUAUUCAGCCCAACGUUUGGUUACGGAUGUGAGAUUCGAAGACUGGACACCAGCAUUUCCACGUCAUCCAUUGCUGUACCGGAAGAACUUUUGAAGGAUCAGGUUGAUGCGAGAAUCACUGCUAAAUGGGUUUCUGAUGGAACUGUUCAAGUGGAUGAGGCUCAAGUUGAUGUUCCAUUCCACUUCGCCUUCAUUGUGCAGGAAAAAGAGCUUGUCUUCUCAAACAUGAAUCAAAUCGAUGCGGCACUUUCAAUCUGGGUGCCUUUGUACGAUUCGAAGAACAUUGUUGUGUCUGGAUGUGAAGGAGAUAUUGUAUCGGUUGGAAAGACUAAAUCAAGUGAACAUCAUUCAGCAAAAGCAAAUAUAUUCUACAAUGUCCAUCUGAAUGUCAAAGCUGCUGCACUGUUCACGGAGCAUGCAAAGAAAUGUCAGAUAACUGUGGAGAACACAUUGACUGGACAGAUUGUACGAGUUCCAGUAACCGUUCAACUUUUAGACGAAACAGCAAAACAAGUAUUCAAUGCUCUCGAAAGUCGAGGAAUUGUUGAUGUUCUUCUGAUCCUCGCUCAAAAGUACUCUCAUACCAUUCCAACUCUUCUAUGGACAUGCUUCAUUGCGUUCGUUAUUCUCGUUAUUGGAAUAUACGUCAAGACAAGUGUCUUCGAUAAGUCUGGUUCUUUCGGUGAUAACACUAUCAAUAAUUCUGCUCAUCACACUUCUAUUGGCAGUUCAUUCAACAGUACCAACGUGAGUCUCCGUGAUCCAAUAUUCCGUUCAACACCAAUCGCCGGAUCCCCACAAGUUGCUCUUCCAACUCCACGUGAUCGUCUUCGUAACAAAAUGGGGUCUGGAGGCGAGAACCAAUUAUGGAGUUAUUAA
Messenger RNA from Caenorhabditis briggsae, 5664 nucleotides. RefSeq names its product Protein CBR-NPP-12 (gene Cbr-npp-12). Gene Ontology annotation, cellular component: nuclear pore. NCBI's taxonomy places the organism in Eukaryota, Metazoa, Nematoda, Chromadorea, Rhabditida, Rhabditidae. The transcript has 16 exons. Bases 1 to 5664 code for a protein of 1887 amino acids. The record is from RefSeq and is a predicted model, not a curated record.